AUGAACAGGCUGGUCCGCUCCGUCAUGGCCCUGGGAUCGUCGUCGGUCGCGUCUCAGGCCAGAGUGCCCAUCCCCAAGCAUGGAGUCGACUACCGUGGGAAGGUCGUCCUCGCCCCCAUGGUGCGCUCCGGCGAGCUGCCCUCUCGUCUGGUCUCGCUGAGGUACGGCGCAGACCUCGUCUGGGGCCCCGAAACCAUCGACCGCUCUCUCAUCGGCGCCGUCAGGCGUAUCAACCCCCGCAACAACACCGUCGAGUUCACCCGCGUGCCCUCCCACCCGGCUCCAGAUGCAAAGGAUAAGGUCUCCGUCAUCUAUCGAAUCGACCCCGCCAGGGAGAAGGGCAAACUCAUCUUCCAGCUGGGCACCGCCUCGCCAGACCUCGCCGUCGAGGCUGCCAAGGUAAUCGCCGACGAUGUCUCUGGCAUCGAUGUCAACGCUGGCUGCCCGAAACCCUUCAGCACCCUCGGUGGCAUGGGUGCCGCCCUCCUGCAGACCCCGGACAAACUCGUCUCGAUCCUUGAGGCUCUGGUGCGCGAGGUCGGCCAGCCCUGGCAGAUCGGUAUCUCUGUCAAAAUACGACUCCUCAAGGACCCCAAGGAUACCGAAAGGCUAGUCACCGCCCUCUGCGCAACCGGUAUCACGGGACUUACCAUCCACUGCCGCACCACGCCCAUGCGGCCCCGCGAAGCCGCCAUCCGCGACCAGCUGCCCAUGAUAGCUGCCAUCUGUCGCUCGGCGGGCGUGGCGGUUCUUAUGAACGGCGACGUUAAGUCCAGAGACCAUGCUCUCGAACUCAUGAGCCAGUACGACGUCGACGGUGCCAUGAUUGCUACUUCAGCUGAGUCAAACUUCUCCUGCUUCCGUAGUGCUGCGGAUGGAGGGCCUCUGUCGUGGCGUGAACUGGCGCAUGAGUACAUCUCCGUGGCAAUGGAGUGCGAAAACAAAUGGGGCAACACAAAGUACCUUCUCAACAUAUUCUUACCCGGCAAGGACAAGGUUGCUCAAGUCGUCAAGUCUUCACGGACAUAUACACAUUGCUGCACCAUACUAGGAUUCACUGACCUACUCCCUGCUGCAAACAAGAUUGAUGCUAUACUCGGCAUAUCGGACAGGACGGAAGCCGGUCUAAAGCGCAGUGCAGAGCUUCUUGGCCCAGCGCUUAUGGCCCCUGCCUUUUCUGCUUCCACUACUCAAGAGGUCGACAUACCGCUUGACUCGAGCGUACUGAGAGGUGAUAGCCUCGCUAACCAAAUCGUCGCAUGA
Molecule: messenger RNA, 1263 nt
Organism: Nannizzia gypsea CBS 118893
Lineage: Eukaryota; Fungi; Ascomycota; Eurotiomycetes; Onygenales; Arthrodermataceae
Exons: 1
Coding region: 1-1263 (420 amino acids)
Biological process (GO): tRNA dihydrouridine synthesis
Cellular component (GO): cytoplasm
Molecular function (GO): tRNA dihydrouridine synthase activity; flavin adenine dinucleotide binding
Source: RefSeq, a predicted model, not a curated record